GCGUGUAACGGGCGAAUAAAACAGAAAUGUCUUUAUGCACACCUGUCCCAUUUCAAAUUUCUUCAAUGCAUAGACAAUACACUUGCUACAGUUGGGACCUAUCAAAGAUUGAGUUGAUAAAAAGUAAACUACGUAUCAGCACGAUUUGAAUGUUCUUUGUUUAUUUAUAUAUUUUAUUUAUUAGAUUGUAUGUAGAAUCGUUUUAAAUCAUGAAGAAAGGUUAUAAAGUGACUGGUGUUAAACGAGAAAAGAAAAUUGGCGUGGCAGCUGAAAGUUUACACGAGUUGAUCGAGAAAUCACACAAAAAAUUAGAAUUCAAUGUCAGCUGCGGAGAAUGUAAUUUAUACGUGGCUGAAGAUGGGACGCUAGUUGACAAUGAUGAGUACCUAGCCACUCUGCCACCACAAACCGUCUUCAUUUUACUAAAGGGUUCAGAAAAGAUGAUAACAGAUUUUGAUUAUUAUUACAAUAUGAUCCUGUCAACUAAGAAAGAGUAUAUAGAUACAGGAGCAGCAGCCAAGCAGUUUUUAUCGACAAACAUCAAAGAGAAGUUCAAAGUCUUUCAAAAGUACAUUGCAUCUGCUGACGAUGCUAGAAUAGAGCUCAGCGAGAGAACACAAGAUCCAGCUUGGUUUGAAGGUCUUGAACCCUCUGAGAAAACAAAAGAGCAAUCAAUGUCUAAACGGGUCAAAGAACGAAUGCGUGGCUACUAUUAUAAGACGAAAUCAGCACUGCAGUCUUCCGAAACAUAUGUGCAAUCCCGCAACGGACGCGGUAAGAAAAUUAUCGAUCAGUUUUUGUUAGAUCUGCGCAAACUACUUGAAUCGAACAAGUAUAACGAGGACUAUUUCAAUCGUAAAGCAGACAAAAGCGUCCGAAUGUGCAAUGUGACUGGUCUCUUUGAAUGCGGUGGUUUAUGGAACAAUAACAAAUGUGCCUAUGAAGGUGACCACAUUAUCAACCCAUACCGGAGCCGCGAGGAACGAAUCAUAUUCCAGACAUGGAAUUUGGAUCACAAAAUUGAACUCUCCCGUUCAAUAAUACCUAAAAUUCUGGAAGCCAUAGAAGUUUUGUAUAAGGGUGAUUUUAAAUGUACAGUGUGCGACAAAUACUCUAAACCGGGUAGCAUUGAUACAGAUAGGUAUUAUCUGCAAAUCUUUACAAAAAACAACCUCAAACUGGUUCACAUUGUAUGUCAUCAUAAGGGCAGGCACAAUGCUGCCUCUGACGUUUACACUGUCUGCAACAAUUGUAGCAGACAUACUAUUGAAUAUAUAUGAAUAUUAUGAAUAUUUACAAAUUAUAGGUCUCUAUUUUUCUGCUGUAGGUAUAUAUGCUAUUAGGACAUCCUGUAAUGGGGGAAUAAUGUGAACUGAUCUGAGAUUAUUUUUAUUUAUUUACUUAAAUGUUUACCAAAGAUAUGACAUAUUUCCAUUGUCCUGGAUUAGAUGGAAUACUAUUUUUGAUUGAUUUAUCAAGUAUGUGAGCUUAUUCUGAAAUUUGUAUUAAUUAAAUUUUUUGAAGAAUUAAUAUUACUAAAUAUUGCCGAUAGCCAAAAGUAAGAUGCCACAAAAAUUAAGAAACAAUUUUAUUAAAUUCAAAAUAAAGUAAUUGAGUUAAUGCUGAAUGAAUUUUUGUUAAAUGAAUUGUAGUUUAUGGAUAUUAAUAGAGAUAAAGCCUUUUGAAUGUAGUGAUUAUUUACAUAUUAAAAUAUUGUUAUUGUUUCAUAGCAUAGUUUUUUCUAUUCCUUAAUAUUUAUAUCCAUUCCCUUUGUACUAUAUUUAUUAAGGACAAAAUGUUUUGUGACGUUAUAAUCAUUGUCUAACUUAAGCGGUUUUUAUUUAUUUCAUAAAUUUCAAUUAAUAUGAAAAUGUUCACAUCAAA
Molecule: messenger RNA, 1884 nt
Organism: Bombyx mori (domestic silkworm)
Lineage: Eukaryota; Metazoa; Arthropoda; Insecta; Lepidoptera; Bombycidae
Gene: Drep4
Product: DNA fragmentation factor subunit beta
Exons: 4
Coding region: 210-1280 (356 amino acids)
Biological process (GO): apoptotic DNA fragmentation; apoptotic process
Cellular component (GO): nucleus; cytoplasm
Molecular function (GO): DNA endonuclease activity
Source: RefSeq, a predicted model, not a curated record